Molecule: messenger RNA, 3716 nt
Organism: Dermacentor albipictus
Lineage: Eukaryota; Metazoa; Arthropoda; Arachnida; Ixodida; Ixodidae
Product: beta-galactosidase-like
Biological process (GO): carbohydrate metabolic process
Cellular component (GO): vacuole
Molecular function (GO): beta-galactosidase activity
Source: RefSeq, a predicted model, not a curated record
CACGUGCGAUAUCUUUAUUCCACCCCUUAUUGUAGACCUCGAGUCCCCUGCUAACAUACUAGCACAUAUCACAACUACAGCCUCUUACGCCUAAAGAAAAAAAAAGGAAAAUUGAGCAGUUGCUUUUAACGCAGGCCCCGCCUAACUUACGCUGUGGCGGCUAAAUAUGUUUAUUCUUUAAGAGCGUUGGUUUCUCAACACUACAUCCUGGAACGCGGCCAUGCCGAGGCCGAUAACGAAGGAGAUACGCCGGCGUCGUGUUCCGAAGUCGGCAAGACGGCUCGCAAAUGUGCGGCGGCAUGGGUCGCCUAUUCCUCGCGCUGCUUUACGUGGCGGCCUUGAACCUCGGGAUCGACGGCGCCGGGCCCACGAGGUCUUUCACAGUCGACUACGCGAACGACCGCUUCCUGAAGGAUGGCCACCCCUUCCGCUACAUUUCCGGGUCCCUGCACUACUUCCGCGUCCCCAGGGAGUACUGGAGAGACCGCAUGGAAAAGAUGAGACUCGCCGGCCUCAACGCUCUCCAGACGUACGUGGAAUGGAGCGGCCACGAACCGGAACCCGGAACUUUCAACUUCAGAGGUGACUACGAUCUCAAGGCCUUCCUGGACACCGCGAACGACGUCGGGCUGCUCGUAAUACUGAGGCCGGGCCCUUACAUAUGUGCCGAGAGAGACAACGGCGGCUUGCCGUACUGGCUGCUUAGGCUUAACCCCCAAAUGCAAUACAGGAGUUCGGACCCGUCUUACAUGUCUCGCGUCGAGAAGUGGUUCCACGUGCUGCUACCAAUGGUAGAGCCGUACCUGUACAAGAACGGUGGUCCCAUUAUCACCGUGCAAGUCGAGAACGAGUACGGGCAGUACGUCGCCUGCGACAAGGACUACAUGCGGCAGCUCGUCGGCAUCUUCAGACGCUACCUCGGCCAAGACGUCGUGCUGUUCAGGACGGACACGCCGGGCGACGCCAUCUACGAGUGCGACCGGGUGCCCGGAACGCUACCGACCGCAGAUUUCGGUGCCAGCGCGAACGUCACGGAAAUGUUUUCCAUCGUGAGACGGGCGAUGGGACGCGGACCGCUCGUCGUGACCGAGUACUAUCCCGGAUGGCUCGACCUCUGGGGCCUUCCGCACGCGGAAGUAGACCAGCGCGGGAUGCUAAAGACGCUCGAGGAGAUACUGCUGCACAACGCGUCGGUGAAUCUUUACAUGUUCCACGGCGGCACGAACUUCGGCUUCACGAACGGCGCCAGUCCGACCCCUCAGCCGACGAGCUACGACUACGGGGCGCCGCUGACGGAGGCUGGCGAUCCCACGGAGAGCUACUACAACGUGAGAGACGUCGUCGGACGCUAUUUGCCGGUUCCCAACGGCACGCUUCCGGUUCCAGCCCCCAAGCUUAACCUCGGGUCCGUGAACGUUCCGCAUUGCGCGUCGCUGCCCAAGAUCCAGGAAUUCUUUCGUCGACGCGGGUUCGUUGAGGCGGCGACGUCUCGGAACCCGAAGACGUUCGAAGACCUCGGCGCGGCCUACGGUUACGUGCUGUACACCACGAGCGUGACGUUUCGUCCCGAGAGCCCGGCCAUUCUGCAGGCCCCCGGGAUCAAGGACAGGGGUUACGUGAUGACCGCGCAGAGUCGAGCGGUAAUCGACAGUCGUUCGUCCGCGCACAGCGCGCCGGUGGUGGUGAGGCAAGGCGAGAACAUCACGAUUCUCGUGGAGAACACGGGCAGGAUAAACGUUGGAAUCGGGAACCACGAUCCCAAGGGAAUUCUUUCGAACGUCACACUGGACAAACGCGUCCUACUUGGCUGGACAAUGGAACCAGUGCCGGUGAGCAACCCAGACGCAAUGAGUGACCUGAACGAAGCCUUGCACUCGGUCACCAAUGAAUCGCGCUGUUCCGCCCCUGGCGCUUUUUACGGCUUCUUCGCUGUACCUUACAUCGGCGACAACGUUCCCGACACCUUUCUGGACACGACUGGCUGGGGGAAGGGAGUGGCCUUCGUCAACGGCUUCAACCUGGGCCGAUACUGGCCCAGCAUCGGGCCGCAGGUAACCCUGUACGUUCCCGGCGUGCUGCUCCAGCCGUUCCCGUCGCAGAACACGAUCUUGCUCUUCGAGACAGAAUCUGCACCGAGGGGUGCCAAGACCGUCCGCUUCGUGGACGUUCCAAACAUCGACGGUCCGGUACCUGAAGGCUCGGCGCGUUCCCGAGUGGUAUAAGGAACGGGCAUGCCGAACUCCGGCGUCGACUCGAAGACUCCUAUGUCUCAGGAGGUCUUCUACGUGGUCGCGAUUCUAAUCGCCGGUUGUCCAGUGCUACGAAGCCGGGUGCGCGAACUGUUAGGCAUGACUACUUUCUAACGUCGACAGCAAAUAAACUACCGUGAGUUGCGAUAGGACUGCACGCACGUGAAGUAGAAGAGUCUGUUUUCUCUCUCUAUCUCUCUAUUUUGUUCAAUAAUAUAUCGUGCAAGCUUCUGGUAUACAACUCUCGCCGUUUCUAGCUUCGCUCAAGAUAGGUCAAGACAGGUCAAGUAGCGAAUUACCUCUAUUCGCUUGCCGGCACGAAAUCUAAUAUAACGAGCAUUUUGUUUUAGACUAUGCAGAAUAAAAAAAAAAAGAACACGUGUGGCAGAGAGCACAAUUAUGGUCUUGAUCAAACUGGACCAAUCGAAGAGGCGGACAUUACUUGCCUCAGAAAUCGGAACACAUAAUUGGCUGAUUAACAAAAUUUCACUAACUAGAUGUCUCAUUAACACUUUGCAGCGCGUAUUGCAAUUCACGAAUUGUAGCCGGCGUGUUCCCAAGGCGUUUCAGAUUGUAACGAAUACUCAGCACUGUACGAGUUUCCAGGUAUUCAUUCUCGAAGUGUGCGACGAGACAUGAUGGCGUUCGAUUUACUCACUCGCUUCAAUGCACGAAAUGUCAUUUUACUAAAGAAUGUAAGCGGAAACAGUGCGUUUUCACCGCAUGAUUAGAAACCUGUCUAGAAACCGGUAGAAAAGUGUCUAGAAACUGGUGCUAUCCUCUUCGUUCCAAGUUCAUAUGCCUUGCAAACUCACCGGUUACGAUUAGUUAAUUGCAUUGUGCACCGCAAAAAUAUUCAUUCUGAAAUCACAUUGAGCAAUUUUAUCAAAAUUCUUGAUGAAUUGUGCAUUGCGUUUUAUUGUGCAGGCAAUGACUGCCUCUAUGAGUAAUAUAGUUUGUACAAGUGAUACUCCUGAGCGAUUCUCUGUCAAAUCGCCACAGAACACUAUGGAGCAAACGUGAAUCACUUAGAAAAUGUCAUAAUUUACCGCGCAUAUAUACGCACUAUGGUAAAAAGUAUCGAGAAUAUUCUGUCCCGUUUUAGUGUAAGCAGUUUCCCAAAAAAAUAAUCCUACAACAUUCCCUAAAGGAAGCCAAACAACAAAUUAGGCAUCGUUGCUUUCUCAUUAAAAUAUUCGUUAUCUAUUAUGUUCUUUUUAAAUUAUUGCAAAGUUUAUUUUUUUCACUCUUGUCCUGUAAGCAACGAAAAGAUCGUGUUCUUUUCAAGUAUUUAUUUAUUUUAUAUUUAUUUUUAUUAGAUUGCCGAAAAAAUUACGCGACAGCAUUCAAAUGAAAAAAUAAAGCUAGAUUGUUUAUGUUUUCGUUACUAACGCGGUAUAGUAUUUAUGCAUAGUGUCACCUUGAAGAUGUUGGUAUAUGUAUUGUACUCCUGUCUUGUAAGCCUUG